This is a messenger RNA of Diaporthe amygdali, 1635 nucleotides long. RefSeq lists its product as uncharacterized. Bases 1 to 1635 code for a protein of 544 amino acids. Lineage: Eukaryota; Fungi; Ascomycota; Sordariomycetes; Diaporthales; Diaporthaceae. Gene Ontology annotation, biological process: regulation of DNA-templated transcription. Gene Ontology annotation, molecular function: DNA-binding transcription factor activity, RNA polymerase II-specific; zinc ion binding. The transcript is spliced from 5 exons. The record is from RefSeq and is a predicted model, not a curated record.
AUGGUGUCCCGGGCCUACUAUCCCCCUCCGCCUCCACACCCUCACGACGGCGCGAGAUAUCUUCCCAGCCGCUCAUGCGCACCCUACUACUCGUACCCAGAACGUCGCUAUCAGCUCCCCUCUCACGACGCCCGGUCUAUGACCAUGACGGACUCACAGAGUGACGAAUCAACACCGCCGCGGAAGCGUAUCGCUGUUGCUUGUGGGCGAUGCCGCAAGCGCAAGAUACGUUGCAGCGGAGAUCCAGGUGGUGGACUACCGUGCGUCAACUGCAAGAAUGCUGGUGUUGAAGCGUGCCUUUUUCUUCGGGUCCAGUCUCAAGAGGCACCGAUGCGAGAGGACAGUCGCUACGACUACAACAUUGAUGUUUCUCGCACACUGGCUCAGCGCAGCGGGGGUCCUAUUGCGCACAUUAGCUCUUCAAUGGCCCAGUAUCCACAGGAAAUGCACCUUUUGAGCUCAGGGGGCAUUCCCACGUCUUAUAGGAGCAGUGGAUACACCAAUAUGAGCACGAAAGGCUACUAUUCUAUGGGCACAGACUGGGGAGAUGCGUACGGCGCAGACGGAGCUGUUGGCGACUACAGUCUGAGCGUGCCGCAGUACCAGGUGAUCAACAAUGACGCGUCGAAUAUUGUCCCGGGCUACGGACACUGGAGCACCCGCCAAAAGAGCAUUGGGCAAGGCGGCAGCGUAUACAUGGACUCCGAGUCCGGUUACCCAUACAGCACCGGAGCCAGCGCUGGUCUUGUCCACCGGCCAGCUGUAUCUGUGCCUGCCGACUCGUCCGCCUACUCUUUCUCCAGCAUUGCCGCAUCACUCCCUUCCACAGGAAACGAGCGCCUUCUCCCAAAUCCGGCAGCUGCUUCGCGAGCCAUGGGAAGCUCGUCUACUACCUACCGCGUCGAUGGUCUGCCUGCAGGGUAUGGCGGCACAAAGUCGAGCCAUGCGUCAGUUUCUGGCAGCCAGGCUUCACCAACGUCACCCAUCGCUGAUGUGACGGCGGCGGCUGCAGCUGUUGGGUACGCGAGCUCGUAUGACUAUACCUCAGUCGGGAGGGCUUCGCAACAGCAUGGAAGCAGCUCGUCAGAUGCGUACGGUUCCGUGUCAACAGGGAGCGGUGAGACCAUUUUUGGCGAGCAGGACCGCAGCGCCGCCUCCCAGGGGUCAGCCGUCGACCUUACUGGAUAUACAUACGGGGCCGCUAGCCCGGCAGACGCAUCGAGCCUACGGCGCGCUUCAUCCGGGUCCGGCUUGACGACUCGAUCUGCUGCGGAAAGCAGCAUCAGCACUGGUCUCAUCAUGCCUCUCCACGUCAUGCAAGUCACCACCACGCCCACCAGCAUCAGCUCCCUGGCGCACAUGCUGUGCCGGGUAGCACUACCUACGGGGAACUUUCCGGCGGCGGCAGCAACUCUAGCAACGGACGAGCUACCUUCGUUCGACAACCCCACCCCCUUACGCCUCCCACCGCUUCACCUCGUGUGCCUUGCCGCUACCGUUUUCUACGCUGCGUCUCUACGACCCGACAUGCAGUCCACCGUAGCGCAAGGCAGAGAGCUUAGGGGAAGGGGUGACCGAAGAGAGAAGCUGACAAUGGCAGACGCCCCUGGUCAACGGCCACAGGCGAAGCAGUGA